Messenger RNA from Saccostrea echinata, 1393 nucleotides. Its product is annotated as glyoxalase domain-containing protein 4-like. The record is from RefSeq and is a predicted model, not a curated record. NCBI's taxonomy places the organism in Eukaryota, Metazoa, Mollusca, Bivalvia, Ostreida, Ostreidae. The transcript is spliced from 10 exons. Bases 75 to 959 code for a protein of 294 amino acids.
GUGCAUGCCUCAUUGCCUGACUCUACAGCUGUUUUACACGCAAAUAACUAAUAAGACACGGACACAUAUUAAAUAUGUCAUCCAGAAGGGUUCUUCACUUUGUUUUUAAAAUUGGCAACAGAACAGAAACAGCCAAAUUCUACAGAGAUGUGUUAGGAAUGCAAAUUUUAAGACAUGAAGAGUUUGAGAAAGGAUGUGAUGCAGCCUGUAAUGGGCCUUAUGAUGGUAAAUGGAGCAAAUCAAUGGUGGGAUAUGGUCCAGAGGAUAAACAUUUUGUGGUAGAACUGACCUACAACUAUGGCAUCGGAAGCUACCAAAUGGGCAAUGAUUUCAGGGGAAUUACCAUACAGUCCCCAAAUGUAUUGGCCAGUGCUAAACAGAAUAACUACACAAUCACACAGGAAGGAAAUAAAAAUGUGCUCACUUCACCUGAUGGCCACAAAUUUUUUGUAGAAGACAAACAGUCUGAUGGAGAUCCAGUAAAGAAAGUUACACUAGCCUCAUCAAACCUGAAGAAAUCUUUAGAUUAUUGGUCAACCUUAUGUGAGAUGAAAAUUUAUUCCCAAGAUGAUAAGUCUGCUGUUUUAGGAUAUGGUGAUAAUCAGUGCAAGCUUGAAUUUGUUGAUAUUGGUGCUAAAGUAGAUCAUGCCAAGGCUUUUGGGCGAAUAGCCUUCUCCUGUCCAAGGGUCCAGUUAGCUGAGAUCCAAGACAAAAUGAAAGCUGCCAAUCAAACCAUUCUGACUCCAUUAAUUAGUCUGGACACUCCGGGGAAAGCUACAGUAGAAGUUGUCAUCUUGGCAGACCCGGAUGGCCAUGAGAUAUGUUUUGUUGGAGAUGAGGCAUUUCGUGAGCUGUCCCAGGUGGACCCACAAGCUGACAAACUAUUAAAUGAGGCUAUAGCAGCAGAUAAAAGUGAGGAAUGGUUUAAGAAGAAGGGCAUAUCAAAGGCUGCUGGGUAAAAACAGUAAAAUAUAUAAACACUCGAUCUCUGGAGUUAAUGUUUUAAGUGCAGGCAUUCCUCUGCAGAUAUAUGUGCUGAUUAGUAUGAUUUGCAAUUUUCUGUCUAGUCUUCCAGUAUUCUUGUUAGGAAUAAUGUUAUUAAAGAUAAUUAACUUACAAAUAACCAAGAUUAGUUUGAAUACAGUCAUGUAAAUGGAGAAUUACACUGCAUGUUUAUGAUCACAAUGGUUGUACAUUUAACAAUUAAUUGUUAUAGAUUUAUCCAGUUGAAGUUUUCUUUUUCAGCUUUUAUACGGGUAAACCUUUUUGCUUUUUUUAAAAUAUGAAUUUACCAAAAUAAUGCCAAUAACUGUGAUUGAUACUAUAAUUCUUGUCAGAUAUGAGUCUGUCAUAUCUAUACUCUUUGUAUUUUGUUUUUUAAUACAUGUUCUUU